AUGUCUUAUGAUCGGUAUCUGGCAAUAUGUAAACCACUGCAUUAUCCUAUCUGUAUGACAGUCAGGUUCUGCCUUCAGCUCAUAGCUGGAUCUUGGAUAAGUGCGUUUCUGGCUAUUAGCAUAAUAGUGUCGUUCGUGUCACAGUUAACUUUCUGUGGCCCCAAUGAAAUUGACCAUUUCUUUUGUGAGCUCACCCUGGUGGUAAAACUCUCCUGCAGUGACACCAACGUGGUGGAAUUUUUAAUGUUCCUAUUUGCCUCCAUUUACACUCUACCCCCAUUUCUAUUAACCAUUAUCUCCUAUGUUCUUAUUAUAGCCACCAUCCUGAGAAUCUCUUCCGUCACUGGAAAGCAAAAGGCAUUUUCCACCUGCUCCUCUCACCUCAUAGUUGUUACAGUUUUCUACGGGACACUAAUGAUUGUCUAUGUGUUACCGAAAAACAACAAACUCAGAGAUUUAAACAAAUUGUUUUCUGUUUUCUACACUGUCUUAAGUCCUAUGGUCAAUCCCCUUAUAUAUAGCCUGAGUGGUAUGUCUGGCUCAACAAAGCAGGAUUCUGGAGGCCCAAACUCGCAGGGAAAAUAG
Gopherus evgoodei (Goodes thornscrub tortoise) is the source of this 585-nucleotide messenger RNA. Its product is annotated as olfactory receptor 488-like. Gene Ontology annotation, molecular function: olfactory receptor activity. NCBI's taxonomy places the organism in Eukaryota, Metazoa, Chordata, Testudines, Testudinidae. The transcript has a single exon. Bases 1 to 585 code for a protein of 194 amino acids. Gene Ontology annotation, biological process: G protein-coupled receptor signaling pathway. The record is from RefSeq and is a predicted model, not a curated record. Gene Ontology annotation, cellular component: membrane.